CACCGCAACCUUUGGCGCAUGACAUUCGGGUGCUCAGUACGCAACACUGCGACGAGCUUUCCGGCGUACUGAGGAAAGGUCCUUACACGACGGUUACCGGACGUCUCUUCCGAACCUUCGCUGUAGGGUAGCGCACGGCGGGGGAUCCUUCCUACAUGAUUACGGACACGGGCUAGAGACUUGGACCAUGAGUUCGCGGGAAAAGGGGAGCGCGUCUACGGACAGCAGUAGUCGGAUGCGCAGGAGCUGCUGUGAAUGUGCGCGGCACAAAAAGAAGUGCGAUGGCCUAACGCCUUGCAGCCGAUGCAUCGGAGCCGGAGUUCAAUGCAUCUACAUCAAGCGGAAGUCCACCCAUCCUCAGUAUCAGCGAAAACAGCAACUAAGGGGUCUGGCCGGCACGCAGUCAACGGAGUUGCAGCGCCACUCGUUGUCUGGCGCAUUCCUGGCUCGCGACACCCUGCCUUUGAAGAGGUGCAGGUUGAGUGCGUCUCCGGCGACCGGACUUGUGGGCAUGCAGGAGAACGCAUUUCUCAGUGACUUCUUCGGCUGCGUGGGCUUCCUGCCACUCACCACCCGGAGCCACGUUCGCGGAGCGAUGGUGAGGAUGAUGGCUCACUCCGCUGCCCAACAUCAGCUGCGCGCUCGGCACGACACCCCCGAUCAAGGCCAGUUCGGCGCCAUCUUCUCCGAGGACGGUAUCACCACGGGAAAUCAGCUAUCGACGGGUCCCUCCGCUUGCACAUUUUGGUGUGCAGUUGGUGUGGGGGCUCUUGUAAAGGGACGCCCUGCUGAGUCGGUCACGAUCUACUCCCGACUGGCGAGAGGUGCACUGGAUGCCUACACUGGUCCUGUGGAUGCCGAGGUGGCGAAGGCGUGGGCAAUCUUAGCAUACCUCUAUGGGUACAUGGGAGACACGGCGAAGUUUGAAGAGUAUCUGGAGCUUUCAGACUCCUUUUUGAUUGCUUCCAUCGAGCAAGGGUCAACUGACAUGCUGCCAGCGGGAUUCGCGGAGAUGGUCAAUCACAAGCAGACCGUCAAGGUGUACGCGGGAAAUCCAGAUGCUACGGAUAUCGACUCUUUGGCCGCCCGACGUCAAGAUCCUCCGAAGAUCACCCCAGCUGCAAGCGAAAGGGACGUGUUUCGGUAUGUUGUCCAGUCUCUUGCGGCGUUCGACCAAAUGGCGUUCGAGAAAGCUUGCAAGAACAGGGCGCCCUGCGGACAGUCGAGCGAUGAUGAGCCUUACUUGGAGAACAGAGGCGAUGGUAGCCCGCACGGUAACGCACCCCCAGUGGAAGAGGUGGCACAUGCUAUGGUGGCCGGGUUCAAAGAUGACCUGGUCGAGUUCGAACAUCUGCAAGAAACAGUCGAUGGGUGA
Molecule: messenger RNA, 1375 nt
Organism: Ectocarpus siliculosus
Lineage: Eukaryota; Phaeophyceae; Ectocarpales; Ectocarpaceae
Source: the annotation of a GenBank genome assembly